AUGAACUUCCGGUUUCUUGGUGACAUCCCUUGGGUUAAACCUCAGAGUAACCCAGAUUCAGCGGCUCAAUUGGUUCAAACCAAAGUUUUUGUUUCACAAGCCAAACAAGAAUCAUCUGGUGUUGAUCUCAAGUUGUUAGGAUGGCCCUUGUCAUUCCUUUCAUUCUUUCCAUGGGCAAAUAAUGCUGGAGAGAAGUUUCAAAGACCAACUACUAUCAAUAAAGAGUUGAAGAGACAUGCACAAAUUCCUGAAAAUGUUGCUGGAAAAGGUAAUGUGGCUACCCCUUUGCGCUUUAGGCCUUAUGUUUGCAAGGUUCCAUGGCAUACUGGGGUUAGAGCAUUUCUUUCUCAGUUGUUCCCUAGAUAUGGACAUUACUGUGGACCAAACUGGUCGAGUGGGAAAGACGGUGGAUCUCUUGUUUGGGACAAGCGGCCGAUUGAUUGGUUAGAUUACUGCUGUUAUUGCCAUGAUAUAGGGUAUGAUACUCAUGAUCAAGCUAAGCUUCUGAAGGCUGAUUUAGCCUUUCUUGAAUGCCUAGAGAAUCGGCAUAUUAUGCGGACUAAAGGAGACCCCAACAUUGCUCAUCUUUACAAGACAAUGUGCAUUAAUGGUCUUAAGAAUUUUUUAAUACCUUACAGAACGAAUCUCGUAAGUCUACAACAGUCUGGACAAUCAUUGAUUCAAUUUGGAUGGGUAAGCAAUUUGAGACGAAGAAGUUGGAACUAUCAGAAGACAUAA
Messenger RNA from Lathyrus sativus (Indian pea), 738 nucleotides. The record is from the annotation of a GenBank genome assembly. Lineage: Eukaryota; Viridiplantae; Streptophyta; Magnoliopsida; Fabales; Fabaceae.